GUUUUAGUUUGGGCAUAUCGUGGACCAUCCUCACGAUUAUGUCUACUCCACGUGAGAAGGACAAAUCAAAGGUCAGACUAAGAAGCAUAUUAGGACGUUUCUUUAAUUCAAAUAACAAUGAGGUCAAUUCGUCCUCAUCAUACUAUUCCGGCCCAGGAGAAAUCAGCUCACCUUAUAAUACCGUCCAUCGAAUACAUGUUGGCUACGAUGGCAAGAAAUUCACGGGCUUGCCACAGCCUUGGAUGGACACACUGCUUCGUGAUAUUAGUGAAGCUGACCAGAAGAAAAAUCCUUCAGCAGUUGUAUCGGCAUUGAAAUUUUAUGCAAAAACUAUUAUGGCACAGGAAGCUGAUAAACAAAAGUUUAUGAUCACAAAUUCUCAGUUGCCGUUUGACGAUGAAAAUGAUGAGGAACCUACGGCCCCUACUCAACCAAUUGCAAAAACGGAUGAUAUGGGCAGUGUAAAAGAUUCUCGAGAUAUGGAAAGUGAUAGUUCAGCAGAGAUCUCCACAGCAAUUCCAUCCAUUGCGGCAAGUGGAUUUCCAAUUGCCACACCUCCAACAGUACCUCCUCGACAUUCGCAGCACCCUGCCGCACCACCAUUACCACCAUCACGAAGUUCAAACAGUACAACAAUAAUUAGUGAGGGAAGUGUUGAAACUUCGUCGAACGAAGUGUCUACCAAACCGGCAAUAAAAAGUGGUGUUCGGAAAACACCACCUCCACUACCACCAAAACCAACGCAUUUGAAACCAUCGUGUUCACUUAGUGAACAGCUGACAACACAGCAAGAUGGUCGAGAUAGUCUGGAGUCGGAGUCAUCCAAGGUUUCUGAAGAUGUUGAUUCGAGUACAGUUGUUGAAUUGAACACCGGAAAUGAGUUAGUGGCAGCAACAACACAGUGCUCGGGAAACGUAGAAUCGGAAGGCAAGAUGACAAAGGCUAAUAGCGUUGAUAUCGGCAAUAAAGAAGCAACUAAUGGAAUUUGUGAUAACGUACAAGUAAGGAAGAGGGCGCAAACAAAUGAUAAAGGAACGGAUGAAGCUGCGAAUAAAUCUCAGCGCCAGAAACCCAGUGAUCAAGAAAUAUUGCAAGAACUGAAACAAAUAGUUAAUGAGGGUAAUCCAACAGACCGAUACGACUUACUUCAGAAAAUUGGCAUAGGUGCAUCGGGCCAUGUUUAUACCGCACGCGAUAAGGUUACUGGUGAAGUAGUUGCCGUGAAGCGUAUGGCAUUCAAAAGUCAGCCAAAGAAGGAGUUGCUGCUUACGGAAAUUAAAGUUAUGCAGAAAUACAAGCAUGAAAAUCUUGUUAACUAUAUUGACAGUUUUUUGGUGGAUGCAGACGACUUAUGGGUUGUCAUGGACUAUUUGGAGGGUGGUAAUUUAACAGACGUUGUUGUGAAAACUGAAUUAGAUGAAGGACAAAUUGCUGCAAUUUUGAAGGAGUGUUUGAAUGCUCUUCAAUUUUUACACAGUCACAGUAUCAUACACCGAGAUAUUAAAUCGGACAACGUUUUGCUGGGAAUGCAAGGUGCCGUAAAAUUGACGGAUUUUGGCUUCUGCGCUCAGAUUCAACCUGGAUCAAAAAGGGCAACAAUGGUAGGGACACCGUACUGGAUGGCUCCUGAAAUCGUGAAUAAGGUGAAGUACAACUAUAAAGUAGACAUCUGGUCGCUUGGAAUAAUGGCUUUGGAAAUGCUCGAUGGAGAACCACCAUAUCUUUAUGAAACUCCCAUCAAAGCAAUAUAUUUGAUAGCUCAAAAUGGAAAACCAGAAGUAAAGAAGAAAAAUUCCUUGUCUCCAGAAUUUAACGAUUUUCUGGAUCGCUGCCUAUGUGUGAAACAGGAAGAACGAGCUGACGCCGAAGAAUUGUUGCGACACCCGUUUAUCCGGAUGGCAAAACCAUUAAGUUCACUCAUUGCUUAUAUACGUGCAGUCAAGGAGUUGAAGCAGCAGCAAAGGUGA
Molecule: messenger RNA, 1967 nt
Organism: Loa loa (African eye worm)
Lineage: Eukaryota; Metazoa; Nematoda; Chromadorea; Rhabditida; Onchocercidae
Product: STE/STE20/PAKA protein kinase
Exons: 13
Coding region: 39-1967 (642 amino acids)
Biological process (GO): intracellular signal transduction; regulation of MAPK cascade; protein phosphorylation
Cellular component (GO): cytoplasm
Molecular function (GO): protein serine/threonine kinase activity; ATP binding
Source: RefSeq, a predicted model, not a curated record